UCUAAAACAGAAGGUAAGAGUUAAAAAAAAAAAAAGACAUGGGAAAGUCUUUCAUCACAUGGAUCUUGGAGGUCUUGCUUCAGCUCUGUAUUUAUUGUACAGUCAUUUAUUUCCAUUGAUAUAUAGAUAGUUAGACUUUUACAGAAAGGCUCACUAAAAUAAUAACUAACUGUUGGAAUGCUUUGAAAAUGACAGCUAUGAAGAAACUAACAAGGAAAGCAGCAGAUGAAAGCUCAUCCAGGAGUUGCAUGACUUUGACUGACAGUUUGGGGUUCCUAGUUUCUCUGUUACUAGUCUUUUAUUGUCCUGAUUUUUAUUGUCUCAAUAGUUUCUCCGAGUCACGAAGCAGUACCUCCCUCAUGUGGCAAGACUGUGUCUUAUUAGCACCUUCCUGGAAGAUGGCAUCCGUAUGUGGUUCCAGUGGAGUGAACAGAGAGACUAUAUUGAUGCUACCUGGAACUGUGGCUACAUCCUUGCCUCCAUCUUUGUGUUCUUAAACUUGCUUGGGCAAUUGACUGGCUGUAUCUUGGUAUUGAGCAGAAACUUUGUACAGUAUGCCUGCUUUGGACUCUUUGGAAUUAUAGCAUUACAGACGAUCGCAUACAGCAUUUUAUGGGAUCUCAAAUUUUUGAUGAGGAAUCUGGCCCUAGGAGGAGGAUUGCUGCUACUCUUGGCUGAGUCCCGUUCUGAAGGGAAGAGCAUGUUUGCAGGAGUCCCAACCAUGCGAGAAAGCUCACCCAAACAGUACAUGCAGCUUGGUGGGAGGGUACUGCUGGUCCUGAUGUUCAUGACCCUUCUUCACUUUGAUGCCAGCUUCUUUUCUAUUCUUCAGAACAUCGUGGGCACAGCUUUGAUCAUUUUAGUGGCCAUUGGUUUCAAAACCAAGCUAGCUGCCUUGACUCUGGUCAUUUGGUUGUUUGGUAUCAAUGUGUAUUUCAACGCUUUCUGGACCGUCCCAGUCUAUAAGCCAAUGCAUGACUUCCUCAAGUAUGACUUCUUCCAGACCAUGUCAGUGAUUGGAGGCUUGCUUCUCGUGGUUGCCUUGGGUCCUGGUGGUGUCUCCAUGGAUGAAAAGAAAAAGGAGUGGUAACAGCCCCCUCCCCAUGUCCCUGCCCAGUGAAGAUCAGUGGCUAUCAAGGACAGUGGAUUCAACAAAACUGCCAGCAUUUGCAUACCUGACUCCCUUCCCCUGGUAAAGGCACAGAUGUUUUGAGAACUUUAUUUACAGUGACACAGUCUGAAAUAGAUGGUUAAAUCUGCUUUGGAGGCAUGCUCAGUCCCAAAUUUUAGUUUUUUGGUGUGUUUUUUUUUUUUUUUGAAGGCUGGCCAUCCUGAACGGUUAACAUAUCACUCUUUAGCCAAGGGCUCUUAAAAUUCAUCUGCAUGGGCAGCUUGGCUGAACUUGGCCUUUGUUUUUUGUUGUUUUUUUUUGUAGGGGGGAGGCAAAAUGAACCUUCAAGUUGUACUGUGAGCAGAUACACAACUGUAUCAUUCAAUGUGGUGGUCUCUGUUUUUUUUUGUUUUGUUUUGUUUACAUUUUUAGCUAGAAGUACUAAAUGAUUUGAGAUGCCCUGGCCCAAACAUUACAUUAUCUUAAAACUUCCUCUAAUGUCGUUCUUCACAUUUUUGUAGGAAAAAUGAUUUAAAGUAAGUUUAAAGGAAAAAACCAAACCCAAAGAAAUACAGUAUUAACACUCUACUAGAACUCUCACAGUGGGGCCCAUUAAGUAGUCAUAUAAAGAAUAGCAAGAAGACACAUCAGCACUUGGGACUGGUAUAAGUUUCAUACAGGCAGUGUUUCCCCCACAUCACUUAAAGUUGCACUGACUUAGCUUUAAUGGUUUAAGAUAGGGAAGGAAAGCCUGCUGAAGACUUUGUUUUAGGUACUGACUGCAAUAAGGCAUCGUGGCCUUUUUGAGUGUAAGAGCAGGGUAGUUAUCCCCAUGGGUUCAGAUAGUGACUUAAGCCUUGUUCAGACAUUUAACACAGUAGGCUAUGGUUGCUGUUGAAGCAUGGCAUCCCAGGUAGGAUGAGAAUGGCUUCUUCUAAAGGCUUCAUCUUCGCACUAUUUGGGGGUGGGGGAAAAGUUAGGCUUUCAAACCAGUGCCUCCCAUUCUUUUCUCACAGAGCAAGACCCUAGCUUACUGUGAAACCCUAUUUAGGGUUCUGAAUGGGUUAUUGCAACACUCAUCAUCACUUUUCCUUUUGGUAAGGGAUUGUCCCCAGGCUAUGGCCAGGAACUGGGUUUUAUCCCAGGGUCUACCAUUUCAGAAGGAGGCUGUUGCUUCGAUUUUUGAUUUUUUUUUUUUGCUACACUGUACACAGCCAAAUUGAAUUUUUUUUAAAAAGUGUGAUGCCUUACUGAUUUGAUCUUCAUCCUGUAUUUAAAGUUCUAACAUUGCCUUAUGCUAUGUUUCUUUGGGGGUGGGGUGGGAUGUAUUGGUUGUUGCAAUCCUAUAUUUAAGCGUCCCUGUGUUUUAUAUUGUAAUGUAAAGCUACAGAGUGAUAGUUAAAACCUCUCCUGCAGUGCCUCCCUACUCCUUAGAGCCUUCCUGUGCAGCCAAAUCUGUGUUACUCUGGUGGUGGCAGUGAGCUAAGUGGCUCCUUUUUGAUUGGGGGGGGGGGGGAGAUAGUUAAUACUGGAAAUUUAGUUCUUACUUGGCAUUUUCCAGGAUCACAUCUGGAACUUUUUUCCAAUAGUAGUUCCUUUCCUUCGGCAAGCCCUUCCCUGUGAUACAGAUGUGUAAGGCAGGACUAUCAACAUAACCAUCUUUGGGCAAGGAGUCCUGGGCCUACUUUGUUGUUAAUGCCCUUCCCUUCUGCUUAUUAAUAAGACUGUCUGAGACUUGAAAAUUGCAAAGGAUGAAGAAUGGAAUCUUUUUCUGAUUACCUGUACCUAAAGGGAAGGGGUGGAAUUUCUGCUUGCUAUCAUUUCUCUUAGUAUUAUACCAAGCUCACUGAGGUUUGCCUAUCCUGACACAGAACUCUCCUGUUUAGCCUCUCAUUGCACACCAGGCCCACAGUAGACCUGGGAGGACUUUGCCCCUACUAGGCCAAUUAGCAAACUAUUGACCUCCUAUUUCCUCAAGUAUUUGUAAGAUUAAACUAAAUAAGUUCAAUAUUCUCUUGAUUAAUUAUUGAGAUACUCAUAUUAAAGAAAGGGUGGUUUGUAAAAGUGUUUUAGCCAAAAAAAGGCUAUUUUUUGGUUGCAGGUCCCAUUCAUUCCCCCCCUUACUAAUGCCAUAUAGCAAACCCAUCAACUGCUACUUACAAGUUAACAUUUUUCUUUGUAGGCAACAUCUUUGCCAAGGCAACCUGUUCUCAGCCCUGCUCUUCUGCAGGCUGGCUUUUCUUUUACUGUUUGAGAAGUGGGAGUAACUUGAGCACCUGAAACAGUGCUGACAUCAGUGAUCUUUUCCAUGAUUGAAGUGUCCCCUUUGGCUUUGCUGCUUCUCUUUUCCACCCUGUGAUUUUAGUGGUCCAGUGCCUGGGGCAGGGACAGAAACUUGUAUUUACCAACAAUUGGCUUUGGCAAAAGUGUUUAAAUAUAUUUUUUUUUUUGCUUCAUGUGGGAAAGAAUAGGUAUAAAUCUCAUUUUAUGCUGUAUUUUAUAUCUUAGUUGUAUUUGAAAAUGUUUUGAUUUUUGGAAACAAAUAUCAAAAUAAAAUAAUGGCAUUUGUUGUAUCUAGUGUGACCACAUAGUCAAUGGAAUGUCCAAACUAAGAUGAGGAAAUAAAUGUGAGGCCAAAGAGA
This is a messenger RNA of Gracilinanus agilis (Agile Gracile Mouse Opossum), 3753 nucleotides long. RefSeq names its product surfeit 4 (gene SURF4). The record is from RefSeq and is a predicted model, not a curated record. Bases 410 to 1090 code for a protein of 226 amino acids. Gene Ontology annotation, cellular component: endoplasmic reticulum; membrane; endoplasmic reticulum-Golgi intermediate compartment. Lineage: Eukaryota; Metazoa; Chordata; Mammalia; Didelphimorphia; Didelphidae. Gene Ontology annotation, biological process: Golgi organization. The transcript has 5 exons.